Molecule: messenger RNA, 2154 nt
Organism: Caenorhabditis sp. 36 PRJEB53466
Lineage: Eukaryota; Metazoa; Nematoda; Chromadorea; Rhabditida; Rhabditidae
Source: the annotation of a GenBank genome assembly
AUGCCGUUUUCUGAAGAAGAAACAACUGAAAAGUUAUUUGCCUACAAAUAUAUAGAUCUUGAGGGAGAAGAAUAGUAAGUUUUUACGGAGGUCUUUCGUUUUUCGAAGCUUGAUUGUAGCGGUCCCUACGAUGGCACAAUUAUGGCGAAAUGGGACGAAGGAUUUUAUUUCGAUAACGAUGUUAUUGUUUUCCGUAUCUCAAUAGAUGGAAAAGCAGAAGAGUUCAAGCUCGGUGUGAGAAAAAAUAAGACUGAUAGAAGUUUGAUAUUUUAGGAGAUCUGAGAAAGAUACAUUCUAAACCAUUCUUGGUCCCUGAAUCGAGUAAACAACAACCUUUGGAAGAAAUUUCUGAAAAAGAGAAGACAGGCGAGCAAAUCGGUAAUUCGAAAAAGGCGGAAGUAAUCGUGAAGAUGGAUGAACAAGAAAGCCAGAAAAACGGUGAGCAAGUUUGUUUACAUAUCAACAAAAAAAUUAUUUUACAGAGAUUCAUGAUGCCGUCCAGGUAGCCGUCGCCGAGGUUGUCGAACAAACUGGUGCUCAAAUCACAGAAUCUGCAAAUCAGAAGAUUCAUUUAGCUUCCGCUGAACAUGGUUUAUUCCCUGCAUUAUUCGUUUAAUAAUUGAAAAAGUUUUCUAGAAAAAUUGGAAGCUGAAGAGAACACUGUAAAAGAGACGAGUUAUCUUGUCGCCGAGCAAGAAAAGUCUGAAAAGUCGCUGGUUCAUGAUCAACCCAAAGAACUUCACCAAGCUAUCGAAAAGGAAGUCGAGCCGGGUCUUCAAACUGCCGACGUCAACAAAACCAUCGCUGCGGAACAGUUCAAGGUCAAGCAGAAUCAGCAGAAUGGGAAGCCGGAAGGUAGACUGCAGAUUGCCGGACACACAGCUCCCCAAUAUAGGAUCAUGCAAAGUCUGCAGUCUCCUACUAUGCCAUUCAUGCUCUCCUACCCUUUGAAUACGCCUAUUUCAAUCCCUACCGUACUUCUUCAAAUGCCGCCGACUACUGCUCCAAUCGCGAAAAUACCGAGUCGGGUUGUUUCCAAACCCGUUCCCGUCGUGCCUUCCAUUAACGCAGAUGUUCUCGCCGCGCAGGCGAAACCGUUCAAUCCGGAGCUCUACUCUUCCCCUCCGCUCAUGCGCCUUUCGGAUCCCGGUUCCGUUCUCAUGAAGCCAGGUUUUCUAGUUUUCCUGUUUCCUUCAACAGUGUUGAUAUUUGCAGAUGUGGCUCAUCGCAAACUGUUCAUUCUCUAUCAAAUGAUCAUCACCAUCCCGGAAAAGGCCCAUUGUUUCUCGCCCUACAGUAAAGAGAUUAUCUGCUGUCAGUUUUGUAAGGUAAACCUGGCCGGAUUCAGCAUGUUUACUCAUUUGGUGAAUUGCCAACAUAUGGGAAGGCUCUCCAGUUGCGUUUUCUCGACGAAUGAUGUGGAUUUCUGGAUUGAUCGCGUCCAAGAUGUAAUAAGACAUGCACCUACAACUGCUCUGACUCUUCCCGGCUUCACCCCUGAUGUACUUCUGAACACAACUGAUUCUGUCGCCGACUUUAUCAAUCGUACUAAAGGUUUCACGAGGAAACUGAGUGAGUAGCAGAAUAUUUCCAAACUGCAAUCUAUCAUUUCAGCUGUCGGAAGAGUGGUGAAACAAUCGCAGUUCUUGGAUGUUACGGCGGACGUGAUGCUUGCCACUCAAUACGUCUCAACUAAGGCACUCCGGCCAAGUCGUACAAUUUCCUUAUUUUAUGAAACAAUCAAUUCUUGGUUUUCAGAAAGCAAGCUCACAGGCGUUUUCCUCUCUGAGGUCGUCGAAAAUCUCAUUGGAGAAGUCGACAAGAAACCUUUCCUACGCCAUUACGGCAAAUUGCACGAAAAAUAUGUAAGGGAAAAUAAUUGGAUCUAACAGAAAACAGAAAACUACGUACGUUAGUUUUCAGAAUGAUUGCAAAUUCUGCAACAUUAAAAUGAGCACAUUUUAUGACUUCUGUGCUCACAUCGGUAGCCAGUUGCACCGCGAAAACACGAGCAUGAUGCUCUACCACGAAGGAGUCGUUGGGUCGUGGGUCCGUCUGUUGGCGACCCCCAAAAAGCAAAACGCCGAGCCGCAAUCCACUGAGCCACCCGCCAAGAAACCGUGUGAACAAAUCGAAGUGAUCACCAUCGAUUGA